UCCUGAUCUCGCUGGUACAAAUCAGAGGAGCUUCCUUAAUCUGGUCUGUAGCUCAGUGUACUCCUAACAAGCGACUAUGUCUUUUGUGGACACUCUGCGCCAGUGGAAUGAGGCUGUCACCUGUGUUGACAGACAGGAUUUGACAGAAGCGUUCAGGAUUUUCCUGUCAAUCCAAGAACCAAACUCCAAAAUUUGUUUUAACAUAGGCUGUCUCCAUCUUCUGAACAAAGACCUGGAUGCUGCUGAAAAGGCCUUUGAUUGCAGCAUACGUAAGGAUGAGCAUUUGGCUGUCGCCUUCUUUCAAAGAGGAAUCACCUUCUACAAAAAGGAGAGGUAUGAGGAGAGUUUAGGUGAUUUCCAACAGGCCUUCAAAACACUAAGAGGAAACCAGCUGAUAGAUUACAAAGCUCUUGGUCUCAGAUACAAACUCUAUGCCUGUGAUGUUCUCAACAAUAUGGCUCUGGUUGAAGCUCAGCUGGGCAACUGGGAAAAGGCCCAGGAAUGUCUUGUGAAAGCUCUGGACUACAAGACAGAGACCAAGCUCAAUAUCAUUGACAAAGCUCUGCAGUCAACCCUGAAACAGAAACUUUUCAAACUCGUCGAGUUCCCAUCAAAAGUGCUAUUUAAACCAAAUACGCACUAUGUUGCUGAGCUGGAGAAGAAGGACUACCUGGGCAAAGCAAAGGUGGUUGCCUCUGUGGUUCCUCAGGACAACUUCUCGGGGUUUGCUCCAUUACAGCCGCAGGUUCAAGAUGGUCCACUUCGUCCAAAGGAACCUGAGGUUCUCAGGGCUUUGGAGGGAGAACCACACACUGUCCUGUUUGAGUUUGUUCCUGAGACCAGCGAUGAGUUGGCCGUCGUGCCGGGAAAUAUUGUGUUUGUGCUGCAGAAGGGAUCUGACAACUGGGCGUCUGUGAUCUUCAAUGAAAGAAGGGGACUUGUUCCUUACAAUUACCUGGAACGUUUGGAGAUCUCACUGGCCUCCAAACAGAACGAGGGACAGGGAACACGUGCUCCUCCAAGUCGAGAACCACCAACCAGACCUGAAAGGAAACAAGGUCCUACUGCAGCUGACAACAGCAGUGGAGACGCACAACGUAAAGAUCCUCGGCCCGCUGACAAUUCAUAUAUUGUCAAAGUCCGUUUCACAUUCAACUUUGCAGUCUCGGUACCAGCUGAGUGUCCCUAUGUAACGCUGAUUUGGAAAAUCAGUAGGAAACUGAAGGUCCCUUCUGCUGCAGUCACCUUGAGUUUAACCUCUGAGGCUGAUGAACAGAGCGUGAUCAACGCCGACACAGAAAUGGAAAGUGUGUGGAGUCGUGCCAGUGGCCGACGGAUCACCCUGUGGUGUAAGACCAAGGAGCAAACUGAUGGAAAGCCACACGGCGAGAUUCACUUGGUGGCUCUUCAUUCCUUUGAGUCAUCAAAUCCAGAGGAUCUCAGUUUUCAUCAAGGGGACAGGAUCAUGUUGCUCUCCAGAGUUAACCAGGACUGGUUGGAGGGACAGUGUAAUGGGAGCACUGGUAUAUUCCCUGCAUCCUUUGUGGAAGAAGUUCCUGUGAAUGGCCAGUAAAAGAAGUGCAGGAUCAUGAAGACGUUCCUUCCUCUUCGUAGGCAAUAGCUAUGCCUCUCCUGCCCUCUACUGCCUUCACCACCGGUGUCUCUCCCAACUUCUGCUCUAAGCCACGCCAGCUCCGCUCCGCCAGAAAAGAUGCUGAAAAGACGAAGCAAAAAUGUGUCAUUCAUUGAAAUAUGAGACAUUUCUAAAUGUCCUUCUGCGUAUUUAAGAAUAAAACAUUAAGCUGCAGAGUGUAACAGUCGUUGCAUGUGUGCACAAUUCUGCAAUAAACUUGUGGAUGUGUGGAAAUUAAA
Toxotes jaculatrix (banded archerfish) is the source of this 1872-nucleotide messenger RNA. It is a transcript of the gene ncf2, whose product is annotated as neutrophil cytosolic factor 2. Gene Ontology annotation, molecular function: superoxide-generating NADPH oxidase activator activity; protein binding. Lineage: Eukaryota; Metazoa; Chordata; Actinopteri; Toxotidae. The transcript is spliced from 16 exons. The coding region runs from base 77 to 1573 and encodes 498 amino acids. The record is from RefSeq and is a predicted model, not a curated record. Gene Ontology annotation, biological process: superoxide anion generation.